Molecule: messenger RNA, 1071 nt
Organism: Carica papaya (papaya)
Lineage: Eukaryota; Viridiplantae; Streptophyta; Magnoliopsida; Brassicales; Caricaceae
Biological process (GO): defense response to other organism
Cellular component (GO): plasma membrane
Source: RefSeq, a predicted model, not a curated record
AUGAUGCACGCAACGUCAGAUUCCGAUGUCACUUCCUUGGAGGGCUCCCCAAAACGCAUCGAGUACUACGUGCAGAGUCCGUCGAGAGACUCCCACGACGACCUCGAUAAGUCGUCGUCGACGACGACGACGGCGCAGGCUACACCGAGCUACAACAGCCCCGUGGAGUCCCCGUCGCACCCUUCCUACGGCCGCCAUUCCAGAGCUUCCUCGGCCAGCCGCAUUUCCGGCAGCAGCGGUUUCAGGUGGGCGUCGUAUUCGGGACGGAAGGGAAGGAAGCGGAUCGAGAAAGGGUGGCAGCAGUGCCACGUGAUCGAUGAGGAAGAUUACUAUCAGCUGUACAGGGAUCAGAGAGUGUCGAGAAGAUGGCAGAUAUUUCUUGGGUUGAUGGGGUUCGUCGCCAUUUUCUCCUUGUUCUGUCUCCUUCUUUGGGGCGCUAGUAGACGUUACAACGUUCAUGUUACAGUCCAGAAUGUUACUGCACAUAAUUUUUACUUGGGGGAAGGUUCAGAUGCAACAGGAGUUCCCACAAAAAUGUUGACUAUGAACACUUCAAUCGAAAUGACUAUCCACAACCCUGCUUCAUUCUUUGGCAUUCAUGUCAGCUCCGCGCCCGUCAAUCUCAUGUACUCCGAAAUUGUCAUCGCAACUGGUCAGGUGAAGAAAUAUUUUCAACCAAGAAAAAGCCAUAGGACGGUGACAGUAGAGGUGACAGGAGAUAUGGUGCCUCUAUAUGGAGCUGGAGCAAGCUUGGCUGAGGCAGAUUACAGUGGUAGAGUUCCAAUGAAGUUGGUUUUGGAAGUCCGCUCACGGGGAAAUGUGGUGGGGAAGUUGGUAAAAUCCAGCCAUAAAAGGCACGUUACAUGUUCUCUGGUCAUGAACUCAGUUAGCAGCAGAUCCAUCAAGCUUAAACAGAAUUCAUGCACACAUGAGUGAGACUUUUCAUUGCUAGGACUUUGUAGUGGCAAAAAGUUUUUUCCUUCCGGUAUUGGUAAUUGUGAUUCAGGGGAGAGAGGUAAUAUUCGUUUGCUUUGCAUAUUUCUUUCUUGUCAAGUAUUGUCUUGGGUUUGU